Messenger RNA from Lates calcarifer (barramundi perch), 5277 nucleotides. RefSeq names its product target of Nesh-SH3-like. The record is from RefSeq and is a predicted model, not a curated record. Gene Ontology annotation, biological process: positive regulation of cell-substrate adhesion; extracellular matrix organization. Gene Ontology annotation, molecular function: protein binding. NCBI's taxonomy places the organism in Eukaryota, Metazoa, Chordata, Actinopteri, Centropomidae.
AGAGAGAGCUGCAGAGGGAGGGGGGAGGGUACAGUACGUGAGGACACUGCAGGGUUUGGUUGGGCGCGGUGGGGGAGGUGGUGGUGGUGAUGUAAUCCAGGCCCCGCCCACCUACCGAGGAUAUAGAUGGUGGUGUUUUGGUGGUCCACCUCUCCACACCGAGGACGUCCGACAGCUGAACAAGUCCUAAGACCGACCGACCGACGCUUAGUGAAGUUGUCCAGCUCCUGGUCGCUCCUCAUCCUCCUCAUCCUCCUCAUCCUCGUCUCCUGGAAGCUGAAGCUCUGAGAGGUCAUGGCGGGCAUCGCUCUCCUCCUCCGGGUCCUCCUCCUGCUGCUCGGAGGGACGAUUCUCCUCAACGGCAUCCCUGCACAGAGGAUCAGAGUUCGCCGUCAGAACAUGAAGGUUCGGAUCAACGCCACCGGCGACACCAUUGUGAUGAAGUUUGUGCGUCCGAGUCCUGACGUGAAGUUGGAGGGUUACAUCCUGGGAUACGGCAGCAGCAUGUUCUCCAAACAGUUCAUCCAGCUGCCUGAGAACGGACAACCCUACGAGACCGAGAUGGACGCAGAGCCAAAGUACCUGGUGGCUGUGCAGCCAAUCCCGGUCAACGACGUGAAGAAACACUGCACAGGUAAGGUGAACCUGGAGAAGCCACUCCACCUGGUGAUCGGCUCCGUCAGCCCGACAGCGGUGCUGCUGUCCUGGGGGAACUACCUUAAGACGCCCUACGAAGGGAACAUCAUGAACGAGUGUCUGGAGGACGGGUUUUACACCAUCCGCUACAGGGAGAGGAACAGGAAGUGGAAUUACCAGACCUGCCCGACCAGCGACACGGUCAUCGACAACCUGAAACCCAACACGCCCUACGAGUUCGGCGUCCGAUCGAACAAGGACGACCGUAGCGGCAUGUGGAGCAAACCGGUCAUCCACAACACCAACAUGGGCAAUAAAAAUGCACAGAAGCCGUACAAGAUUCGCAAUCCUCUCGCCAAGCCAUUGAAACCUCAUGGACCUCACACUCUGUUCCCUCCUCGUCCUGCUCUGCACAACCGGACGCAGCCACGACUUUCUCCUCCACUCAAAAACCCAGGUUUCUCCGGAGCUCCACGCACUUCUUUUGCGCCACCUGAGAGCCAGCAGGAAACUUUACCUCUCCCCGGCUCUGCUGAGCCUAAAUGGCCUCAUGUGUCACUCGACAAAGGAAACACUGUUAAAAACGACUCCGACCAACUGGUGGAUCCUCCUACUUCUGCCCUCCCCCGACUCCUGCCAACCAAAGCCCCUUCUGCCAGCACCACAGCCUCCCCCCUUACUAAAUUAAACUCCUAUGGUGACUUGCUUCAGGGGCAGACUACUAAGGCGCCCACUAAUACACCUGAGAAGCCUCAUAACCCUACUGCUUUCGGCAAAUCACAGGAUGGAUCAUCGCUGCUGAGAACAGCUCUGGCCAAUGAGCGGGCCAAGAGUAACACCUGGGGUCAAGGCAGCAAAAGAACUCUCACCCCGUCGCUGCCUUUGCAGCCCUACAACUCGGCAGAUACCACAGCCACCAGAUCCAUGAGGCCUGCAGCUAGAAACCCCCUCUUUCCCUACUCUAAUGGCUUCAGACAGCCCCACUCUUCUUCUAGACCCAGUAACUCGUCCCCAACCACCGGGAUACUCGGGGUAAAUGGACAGCCGCACCGGGGCAUUUCCCCACCUAAACCAGCCUUAUGGUACAGACCUCGACUGGUGAACAACUCAUUGCUGGAAGACAAGAAGUCUGAAUUCCCUGAUGUGUUUGGUCGUUCGGGUCCCACCGUUGAAGAGCGGUUUUAUGGAUCCCCUGCUCACCCGUCCAUACCGAUCAACAAGAGACCAAAUUUGGUGGGGAAACCUGGAGAAACAGACAAGAUGAACAACUUUAAGGAGACGGACAAGUUGCCAAUCCUGAAAGUCCCACAAGCAACUGCCAAGCCAACCAAACAGGAGCGGAAACAGACCACAACCAUCACACCAACAACAACUGCAAAUCGACAGGAAACUUGGGAGGACUCUGACCUGUUUAAAUCUCAGCCGACCUCUGACCUUGAUGCCAUGGGCAAGAAACGUUACGUGGCACCUCACGUUGUCUACCAAACAGGCAAGAGGCCAGACGAGCCUUGCUCCAUCACCUCCUCUCUCAACUACUUCCCUGAGGAUGAACCUGGCGAGGCGAAUGUGACGGCACCGCCCAAGAAUCCGCCCUCCAACCUCACCGUGGUGACGGUGGAGGGAUGCCCCUCCUUCAUCAUCCUGGACUGGGAGAAGACUGACAAUGACACCACCGAGUAUGAAGUAAUCUCCACCGCCAAAGGACCUGAUGGCGAGCAGGUUUCCAUCCUGACCACCAACCAGACUCACACUGCUGUAGAGAACCUCAAACCUGAGAGCAGUUACGAGUUCAAGGUGAAGCCAAAGAACGAGCUGGGUGCAGGUCCUCCCAGUGAGCCGGUCUCCUUCAACACUGAGUCAGCGGAUCCUCGAGUGAGCGAGAACGUUUCAGGUAAAGACGCCAUCUGGACUCAGUUCCCCUUUAAGACGGACUCGUACUCUGACUGCCACGGUAAACAGUACGUGAAGAGGACCUGGUACCGCAAGUUUGUUGGCGUCCAGCUGUGCAACUCGCUCAGGUACAAGAUCUACCUGAGCGACACGCUCAAUGGUAAAUUCUACAACAUCGGAGAUCAGACCGGCUUUGGUGAAGAUCACUGUCAGUUCGUUGAUUCGUUCCUGGAUGGAAGAACAGGCCGGCAGCUCAGAGCCGACCAGCUCCCAGACAGACCUGGUUUCUACAGAGCUGUGCGUCAGGAGCCCGUCCACUUCGGACAGAUAGGAGGUCACUCCCACGUCAACUACGUCUCAUGGUACGAGUGUGGAACGCCCAUCCCCGGCAAAUGGUAAACGGACUCAGAGUCGUCCUCGGAGAAGCCUGAGAGAGGAUCGGUUGCCCAGGCUGGGAUGGCGAUGACAACAGGAGGAGGGGGACGUCCAAACUCCCUCCACUUCAUGUUCCACCACCGUACCCAGUGCUGUAAAAACAUGUACAGGACAUACUCGUCAGGGAAUUUGUAAUGAGAGAGCAUUUUUUAAAAACAUGUAAUAGCAAACGUGCAUCAUCUUUACUAUUUAUCAAGCAACAAGGCUGAAGUGAUAAAAGAGCAGGAAGAUACGUGGAAGUUUGGUCACUCUCUGCAGCGUUGGGGGGAGGCAAACUCACGCUAGAUAUAUUUUAUUUUGUGUUAAAAUAAUGGGAAGCUGGCUCCCUGGAAUACUAUUUUCAUAACUUGUGAGAUGUUAUUUAUCAAAAGGUCUUUGAUUACAUUUGGUCACGAGGGCGAGAAGUCACAGGAUUGUCUGGUGUGCAGUGCUUCUGCUGUUCCUCUGGUGUAGAUUUACAGAACAUUGUGUUUGUUUUCAGUUUGAGCUCGUUCCUGUUGAUUUGCAUUAAAAAGGCAGAAGGUUUAAAAAAGGAAACCAGGCAGCAUCCUGCUUCACUUUCACACAAGUCUGUGCGUUAACAACUGUCUCCUACUGGGGGCUGUGAAGCAAGAUGGAUGCUCAGUGUAGAGAAUAUAGAAACUGUGUGAUAAACUUGCUGGAUAUUUGCUAUUUUCUGCCUCAUGAAUGUGCUCUAAGUACAUUAACUGACUACAGAAGACCCUGACAGUUAAUUACCAACCUGCUCCACUGACAAAAAAUGCCAAUUUGGACAAAUAUAUUGGAUGAAGUUUAUCCUUUUCUUCUAUACAAUGUCAGAGAAUAGAGGAUACUGUUCUCUAAUGGCUCUUCUUUGUCCAACCAACAAUCCCAAACUGAAACAAAAUCACAUUUGAGAAGCUGAAACCAUCAAAUAUUUGGCCUUUUUUUGCUAAAAAAUGGACUUGAUUUAGUUGAUGAAUCAUUGCAGCUGUGGUCGUAGUCUAUAAAACAUAUCAUGCAGGUCUUUUUCUCGGUGCUUCAAACUAAUCGUACAUUUUUGGGGCCUGAAACUCAUCAGUCAGACGUCGACACACCAGCUGUGUUGAUCAAACGCUGCCUCCACUGCCUUCAGCCUCACACAGGGGAAACUCGCUGGCGUGAGGCUUCUACACUUGCAAUUUGCACAACAGAAAUGUAUUUAUAUGUAUAUGGAGAGAAUGUAGUUUUUCAAUACAUUGUUGCAGAUGCAUUUCCCUCAUCAUGGCCUUUUUAAGUGUACUAUAACAUGUCUUCUUCUUCUUGUUGCCUCAUGCUAAAACAGGGCGGGAAGCAUACCAUUCAGCGAAAUGGCGAGUAAAUCAUAAAAUACAUGGAUUCAACAAACCUGCUUUUUAUUUUUCAGAAGAGUAAAGAACCUCUAGACUUCAGCUGUGGCCUUGGCGGGUAUUUCAAAUGAUUAAAGAAAGGCUAGCAACAUUAGCAAAGCUAUAUCAAUGCUGCGUGAUAGCUACAUGGCUAGCUAACUAAAGUUUCCUGCCUCCCAAUGAAUUCGUAUUUUCCCUUAAAGAAUUGUACAAACUUCUAAAUGACUGAAAUUUCCAGGGCAGGAACCUAAUCACAUAACCCAACUACUUGGAAGUCUAAACCAAAUCUGGGCUAGCUAGGUUAGCGAGGGUAAAGCUAUGGCUAAUUGUUUCCAUGGCUAUCUUGAUAAUUAAGCUUAGACACCAGCUUCAUUCGCUCAGACGUUCAUAAAAUUUGUUUACGUUCAUAAAAUAUCUGGCUAGCUAACCAGAUACUCGUAACAAAUAGCUGAACUAAGUAGCCAGAUAGACAUGGAAACAUUGUGACUAGACAUCUCGCAGUUGAUGUAAUUUUUUUCUAAUUUUACAAACCGCUACAUGACUGAAAUGUCCUAAAAUGCUAAUUGCAUUUUAUAGUUUUAAAAAUUUUGCUUGUUGCUGCCAUUAAUUUCCUGUCCCGCCCUCACCCCUCACCUCACCCACCAUAAUAUGGAGGGUGAUGGAGGCGGGGUACGCCAUCCAAAUGAUGCAGGGCAUUUUCUGAUUCUUUUUCAGGAUGUAGCACCGUCCUGAUCAGACGCUGUCUCCUGAACGUAAACAGUGUACUGUGCCUUUAACUUUCAGCUGGAGCCCUGACUGUAUUCAUGCAUAGACCCCAUUAUUAUAAAACAGGGAUCAUUUAAAACAAGAGAGUGCUUUAGGGAAACCAGAAUGUAUGUUAACAUGAGGCUGUGUUGUUGAUGUUUUUCUACAUAAGUUUGUUUCUAUAUUGAUUUUCAACAAUAAAGAAGUUUUGAUUCCUUUUUUAAAA